AUGGCCAAACCACUGAGGGUGCUGACCUGGAACGCCGGGCACUUAGGUCAACAGCAAUGGGCUGAGCUUCGCACCUGGCUGCGCACUGCUUCUGAUCAGUACGAUGUGAUUGCCCUGCAAGAGACGCACUGGCAGGAAAGCACUGAGUUUGAUGUUGAGGGGUGGCAUUGCGUAAGCUCAGCAAACAAAGGACAGAUCGAAGUGUCUUGCAUCCUUGUCCAAAGCGGUCCGAGGUUGACGGCCUUGGAUGAGGACUUAGCCAGCUCAACACUCUCCCGGGCAGAUCACGAGAUACUAGUGCAGGUAGACCAAUCAACGCAAAAUGGCAACUCCUAUCAGGCUGUCCCUCAGAACUCAGCGUCGGCAGCCGCGUGGAAGCUAUGUUCCGACUCGGCCAGCGAGCACCUGGCAGCGUGCUGCAACGACCAAGCCCGCAAAGCUGAGCACAGCUCGCUGGACUCGGCAGUGAUUCUUUCUGCACAGCUGAAGGCCUUCGACAUGGUUCGCCGCCAGGACCUCAUGGACACUCUUCAAGUCGUAGGCUGGGAUCGCGUGCUUCAUUGCUUGACGGGCUACGCAGAUGACUUGACUGUUCAUCACACUGACUCCCAGGUGCACAUGUGCAAGAUGCCCAGGUCCAAGAUCUCAAUCCAGCAGCCAGGCUGGCAGGACUCCCAGGUCAGGUCCACAGACAGUGGAAAGGCAGUUGCUGAAAUCUUUCAGUGGCAGGCCGUCGUGACAUGA
This is a messenger RNA of Symbiodinium natans, 744 nucleotides long. The record is from the annotation of a GenBank genome assembly. Lineage: Eukaryota; Dinophyceae; Suessiales; Symbiodiniaceae.